AUGCAAUGCGUCAAAAACUGCCUUGACUUGAAGAACUCGGAAUAUUUCGACCAACCCGUUCUACAAACAUUACAGAUGUUUAUUGGAGAGUUGCUCUGUUGGAUUCCCCUGAUUAUUCUGAGAGUUAGUGGUUCGAAGAAAUCGACGGUCAACGAGAGAGAGCCAUUGAUUGGCGAGUCGUCCCUUGUGGAUAGGAGGCGCCCAACAUGGAAAGACUCUAUCAUUUUGGCGAUUCCAUCUACUUGUGAUUUAUUGGGCACCACGUUGAUGAAUAUCGGUUUACUGUAUACUCCUGUUUCCAUCUAUCAGAUGACCAGGGGUGCAGUCAUUCUCAUCAUUGGCCUUAUGUCCGUCGUAUUCUUGAAAAAAAAAAUCACAAAGUUGGAGUGGAUUAGCUUGUUUGUAGUUUUCCUUGGUGUCUUUCUUGUUGGAUUUAGUGGGUACAUCAGUGAUCAGAAUGGCAGCACUGAAUCGAUUGAUUCGAAUCUCGAUAUUGUCUUUGGAAUGCUUAUAAUAUUUUUGGGUAUAACCAUGACGGCUGCACAAUUUGUUGUUGAAGAACAUAUUCUCUCGUAUCUUGAAGUUAAACCCAUGGAAGUAGUCGGGUAUGAAGGCUUAUAUGGCUCGACUUUGACUCUCCUCGGUAUGACGUUUGGCUAUUUGGUCUAUGGCAAGGGUAUGUUUGAUGUUUCUACAGCAUUUCGCCAAAUGCUUGAGAAUAGCAACGUCCUUUACUCCUCAAUUGCAAUUAUGUUUUGUAUCUCCAUCUUCAACUUCUGUGGUAUUACUCUAACGUCCAUUUUAAGUGCUACAUCAAGAUCAACCAUAGAUACCUCCCGUACACUACUCGUCUGGAUGAUAUCGCUCCUCAUCGGUUGGGAAGGCUUCCACGGUCUACAAUUACUGGCAUUUGGUUUGCUUGUUGGAGGCACGCUUUCCUUCAACGGCGUAAUCCAACCAGAAGGGUGGAACUUUGUCCCUGGAUGGUUGAAAGAUUUGGAAUUAGAGGCACACAUCUAA
Messenger RNA from Pichia kudriavzevii, 1020 nucleotides. RefSeq lists its product as uncharacterized. NCBI's taxonomy places the organism in Eukaryota, Fungi, Ascomycota, Pichiomycetes, Pichiales, Pichiaceae. Gene Ontology annotation, cellular component: Golgi membrane; intracellular membrane-bounded organelle. Bases 1 to 1020 code for a protein of 339 amino acids. Gene Ontology annotation, biological process: pyrimidine nucleotide-sugar transmembrane transport. The transcript has a single exon. The record is from RefSeq and is a predicted model, not a curated record. Gene Ontology annotation, molecular function: pyrimidine nucleotide-sugar transmembrane transporter activity.